Trichomonas vaginalis G3 is the source of this 867-nucleotide messenger RNA. Its product is annotated as D-glutamate cyclase protein. The record is from RefSeq and is a predicted model, not a curated record. The transcript has a single exon. The coding region runs from base 1 to 867 and encodes 288 amino acids. Lineage: Eukaryota; Parabasalia; Trichomonadida; Trichomonadidae.
AUGGAUAAUCAAGAAAUCCUCGAAAAUCUCGAAUCAAUUGUUUUUGUAGACCCACAAAAUGUUUUAGCUUCUAAAGAAUGGAUGAAUGGAAGUAUUGGUGAAGCGGCACACAUGUUACUUGAAUGUGACAAAAAGAAACCAUCGUUCAUCUUAACAGGUUCAUGCUAUUUUAAUGGAAAUUGUGAAACAGAUGGUCCUAUUGGAGCAGGAAUACUUUGCAGAACAUUACGCAGUCUUGGAUUUAACACAAAUGUUUUAACAGAUUCUUAUGCAGCAUUAGUUGUAAUUAGUGCCGUUAAAAAUGCUCCAGUAUACGUUUUUGAUGACGUUGAAAAGAUAUCAAAAGAUAUGUCAUUCCUUGUAACAGUUGGAAGGCCUUCAAAAUGCAAAAAAUCAUUAGAUUACCUAUCACCACAAGGAGAAGUAAUCAACAACUCUGUUAUCAAGCUUGACAAACUCCUUAAAUCAUCUUUAGACCCAGAAAUUAAAUAUCCUUACAAAGUUAUAAGUAUCUGCGAUAGAUUACAGGAAUGCGGCGCCGGCAAUCUUGAAUGCAUUGCCAGAGGUGCUGACGUUGCAUGCACAUUAUGUGACACAUUAAUCAUGUCUGGCUGCUCACAUUGGGGAAGUCUCGCUUUAGCUGCGGCACUUAUUGCUUUGUCUGAAGAUAAAGAAACAGCAAAGAUGUUCAUUGAAUUAUGCGACCAACAAAGCCAACUUCUUGAUGAAAUGCUUGAAGCCGGUUCUUAUGACGGUGUUACAGGAAAACAGGAGAGAUCUAUAGAUGGAAUGCAAUUUGAUGCUGAACAUAUAAGUGUUACACAUAGUAUUGUUAUGUUAAUCAAACAGAAAUUUGAUUUGUUUUAA